CGCAGGCCGGCCCACCUGGGAAGCAGGCUUCCCCACACCAGCUGCCACAGGGGCGGAGGCCUCUGGGGUGUGAAGAUGAGAAGCACUGCGCGCCUUGUCAGGAGAAAGGAAAAGAUGGAAGCGGCUCGUUUGUAUUUGGGAACAGAAGGGGGGUGGGGUGUGAGGGUGUAACCCAGAUGGAGCAGAUCACACCUGUGCAGUUUAUUUAGAUUUCCUCACAGCCAAUUCAGAGACUGCUUCCCACCAAACCACCGGCGCAUUCCUGGAGACGGUCUCCAUGCCCAGGCAUCUUGGAGGGUACGCCGCGCUCUCGAAUUUGCCCGCAGUCAAUGGACCAGCCAGCAGGUCGGCCGCAGGAAAUGAGAUUACGCUUCAUGUCAGUAGAAAUGGACAGCAGCAGUUUUAUUCAGUUUGAUGUGCCCGAGUACAGCAGCACUGUUCUGAGCCAGCUAAACGAACUCCGCCUGCAAGGGAAACUAUGUGACAUCAUUGUCCACAUUCAGGGUCAGCCAUUCCGAGCCCACAAAGCAGUCCUCGCUGCCAGCUCCCCCUAUUUCCGGGACCAUUCAGCAUUAAGUACCAUGAGUGGCUUGUCAAUAUCUGUGAUUAAAAAUCCCAAUGUGUUUGAACAGUUGCUUUCAUUUUGUUACACUGGAAGAAUGUCCUUGCAGCUGAAGGAUGUUGUCAGUUUUCUGACUGCAGCCAGCUUUCUUCAGAUGCAGUGUGUCAUUGACAAGUGCACGCAGAUCCUGGAGAGCAUCCAUUCAAAAAUCAGCGUUGGAGAUGUUGACUCUGUUACUGUUGGUGCUGAGGAGACAUCAGAGAGUCGUAAUGGAGUUAAGGACAGCAGCUUCUUUGCCAACCCGGUUGAGAUCUCCCCUCCAUAUUGCUCUCAGGUACGGCAGCCCACCACGAGCAGCGAUCUUCGGAUGGAGACGACGCCCAGCAAAGCUUUGCGCAGCCGCUUACAGGAGGAAGGGCACUCGGACCGAGGGAGCAGCGGGAGCGUUUCCGAGUACGAGAUUCAGAUAGAGGGGGACCACGAGCAAGGGGACCUGUUGGUGAGGGAGAGCCAGAUCACUGAGGUGAAAGUGAAGAUGGAGAAGUCUGACCGGCCCAGCUGUUCCGACAGCUCCUCCCUGGGGGACGACGGGUACCACACAGAGAUGGUGGAUGGGGAACAAGUUGUGGCAGUGAACGUGGGGUCCUACGGUUCUGUGCUGCAGCACGCAUAUUCCUACUCCCAAGCGGCCUCACAGCCAACCAGCGUAUCUGAAGCUUUUGGAAGUUUGAGUAAUUCCAGCCCGUCCAGAUCCAUGCUGAGCUGUUUCCGAGGAGGGCGUGCUCGCCAAAAGCGGGCUUUGUCUGUCCAUCUGCACAGUGAUCUACAGGGCUUGGUGCAGGGUUCUGACAGUGAAGCGAUGAUGAAUAACCCCGGGUAUGAGAGCAGCCCCCGGGAGAGGAGUGCAAGAGGGCACUGGUACCCGUACAAUGAGAGGCUGAUCUGCAUUUACUGUGGAAAGUCCUUCAACCAGAAGGGAAGCCUCGACAGGCACAUGAGGCUCCAUAUGGGAAUCACCCCCUUUGUGUGCAAGUUCUGCGGGAAGAAGUACACACGUAAGGACCAACUGGAGUACCACAUCCGGGGUCAUACUGAUGACAAACCAUUCCGCUGUGAGAUCUGCGGCAAGUGCUUUCCAUUCCAAGGUACCCUCAACCAGCACCUGCGGAAAAACCACCCUGGUGUAGCCGAAGUCAGGAGUCGGAUCGAGUCCCCCGAGAGAACAGACGUGUAUGUGGAACAGAAACUAGAAAAUGAUGCGUCGGCCUCAGAGAUGGGCCUAGAUUCCCGGAUGGAAAUUCACACAGUGUCUGAUGCUCCUGAUUAAGAUGGUAACGAAGUGCACCCAAACAAAGCACAUUAAUCAAUGCAUAUUUGUGAUUUGCUUUGUUGUAAUCUUUGGUUUUCCCAACCAUCUGGAAAUCUCUCCGUCUCUUGGCAGUUUUUCUAAGGUUUCUGGAAGGAACACUUCAUUGUGUUUAUCCUUUCCCCCGCCCUCCCUCUCCCAAGGAGCUCAAAGCAUGAAGGGCAACGUAUCCAGGGAAAACACAGGCUGACAGUAUUCCUCUUUGGCUGAACUCUUAAUCCCAAAUCUGCCAGUGAUUUAGCUAUGCCAACUGGUUGACCCUACAUUCUCUGCCAAGAGGCAUACUCUCUCGUUGUGUGCACUGGCACCAGUGCGUUUCCACGGAGAGAGACUAGGAUGCCGUCAGCUGAUACAAAUGGGUAACCUUUUCUAAUUUAAAAUUACUUUUAAGGGGUAGUUAGACAAUUUAUAUAUAUAUAUAAUAAAGCGAUUAUUAUAUAUAUAGUAUAUAUACAUUCUCAAAUUUGAUUUUAUUCUGGUUGAGGUGAAUGUAAGAGGAAUAUAUAAUUUAAUACAAUGUGAACAGGGCUUUUGACUCUGUCUCGUCCCCACCCAAUGUUAGGGUUUUGCCCCUUUAUUUCCCUUACAAAAGAAUGUUAAUAGGUUUUCAUAUAUAUAAUUCAUUGUGUCCAAAAGCAAGCAAAGCAAAUCACAGUGUUCAUAGCUCUGCUUCCUAACAAGUACAUAAACCAAAUGCCAUAAAAUGUAUUCAACUCUAGUUGGAAACCGUUUGGAAUUUUUGUUCGUUGUCCAGUAGGUAAGCUGGAUGACCCGUGGUGCUGACCUUUUUACAUAUUGUAGUGUUAUAUUAGCCAGCCCCAAAGGAGCAGUGGUUUUCAAUGUUUUUACUGGCCUACGAAUCUACCUUCAUUCCGUACUGUAGAAACACACCAGGUAACUAAAUCGAAUCACUCUACCAUGAGUUAGUACUCACACUAAAGGAAAGGGAUUUGUAGUUCUGUCUACAAAAUUCUCCAAGCAGUGUUGUGGGUUUUUUUUUUCCUCUUUUCAAACAGCUAGUUCAGGUGCACAGCAACUUUUUCUACAUGCAGUUCCCAGGGAAACUGCAGAACUUGGAAUUUGUACUUUUUGUAAAGAUAUACUCUAUGGGAAUUGCAAGCAAUAUAUCUAUCUUAGUAUUGUGUGUGCUAACGAGAGCCUCAGUGGCUCCCCCACUCUCAGUGUUUCCUGCUUAAAGAAACCAACAGUCAAAAAGCCCUCUAAGAUACUCUGUGUGUCACCAAAUCUGUGUGUGUCACCAUUUUUUGGGUCACGUGGUGCUAUUUUUAUGUUAUGUAUCUUUUAGGUCAGUAUAGUUGUAGAAAAUGUGAAAUCUAACGGUAAUAGUGAAUUACAAUUUUUUUUCUCCUCUCCUGAGUUUCUAGCUUGAAAAGAGACCUCAAAAGCAUGUGCUUGCUGGCAAACACAUUACUGUAUCAAAACAUACCUGAGUCCUAUUUGAAAAAUGUCUUGUCAGCACUUUCGAAGUGUCUUCAGCUCUGUACUUUGUUUACCCGUCUGCUUCUAGUAAACAAAACAGGCUGUACGAGUUCGCUUUGGUACUGUGCACCCUGACAGAGUACUUUCGGAAGCAAUUUGACGGUGAGUUUGUGCUGCGGGCCGCCCUGCCCGUAGGAUGUCAGCUCUCCAGACUCCCUGCUGGAGAACCUUGGCUCUGAAGCCCGCAGCCAGUACGUCUCCCCAGGAGAACGGCACAAACCACCCAAAAGAAAAAUAGGCAUAAAAAGACACAACUCGAGAGGCUUAGAAGUUGAAGGAGUACAGAAAUGGACGUUUGCUGGUUUUCCAUGCUUUUUUGGCUCUUAAGAUACCAAGAAUGGUGGGAGGUAGGGGGUGUUCGGGGGAGGUUUUGGGGGUUUUUGUUUUUGUUGUUUGUUUUCGUUGUUUUGUUUUGUUUUGUUUUGUUUUGUUGAGAAAAGAAAAUCAUUCGGGCCCUUGUGUGUGCUAAGCCCCCGGGGGUGGUCGCUGUGCGGUAGCUCGUCUCUAGCACACAGGAUCUGUCUGUUCCCGCGUGAACGGCUGCGCCACACAUCAGUGUUACUACGUACAGAUGACACUCUAGUCCUGCUGCUCCCGAGGAGCAGCGUUUGCUAAAUCGGGUAUAUAGUAUGCCUUUUCCUGUCAAACUGCCUAAGUAAGGGGUGCGCGCUCUCCCUGAAGCACUCGCUCAACUCCUGUCAAAGCUGCGUGCCUCAAGGGGAGGCCGGACCCCCAGUGUUUACCCACUUAAAUAUGUUCUGGGGUUUCAGGUAAACGUUUGUGAUUUUUUUUUUCUUUACACGAAUACGUUGGGUUUUGAUUUUUCUUUUAAGAAUUAAAUGCAAAAAAUUUGUGUGGUGGUAACAAGUUAAGUUCGUGACAAGAAACGCCCAAAUGGAGGACAUGAGAGGUCAGGCUCAGGGAAGGAACACCUCCUUUUCACUCAGGCUUGGGGCCUUCUGAGAGGUUUCCAGAGCAUUCCGCGAUAGAUGAGACAAGUCAGGAGGGGAGAGCACUUGGGGCAGGUACCUCGAAUAUCCUGGUUCUUGUCACCGUUGUCAGUCUUAACCUUAUUUACAUGGAGUUCUUUGUAUUUGUCAAUUUGUUUCACUGGUUUGAGUUUACCAAAGAGUGACUUAUCCAAAAUUGUCUUUGACAAAACUAUACAUUGCUUUGAUUGUACAGUUCAGGUUCAACCAUUGUAAUGGGACUGUUAAGGGGCAGAAAAUUGAUUGAGUUUCUCUCUAAGAACCAUGAUUCCGCAUUUUGCAAGUUCCACUUGCUCCCUUUCAUGUUGCUAACACUUUACCCUUUCCACUGCUAGCAGUGUUAAGAAUGAAUUCUCAAGCCAUAACCCAGUACUGUAAGGUUCCACAGGGCUUCGAGGAGGCAGCGCGUAGGCCAGCACCGAGCUGGGUAGCCUCUCUGAGCGAGCACGCUGUCGUGUUUCUCGGCGUGCGUGGCGGGUGGAAGGUUAACUCCAUUCAGAUCGGGCAGCAGCAAUCAAUUGUGCCUUGUCACAGGAGGAUGUGCCAGGAGGAUUAACAUGGCCACAGAACAGAAACGUUCUCUCCCCGAAGUUCCCUCCACGUCUCCGCAGACGAAGUACGCUGUGUAACUCCUUAGAGCAACUCUUUUUUUUGGAAAGCAAAGUCCCUAUCUCUGUACAGGUUUAGGUUAGAUGUUUCGUUUCUAACAGAUGCAAAAACCAAUUCAGAUAAAAGUGAUCUGUGAAGAAAUCUUUUACAGCAAAACAUAUCCUGAAUUCAUACAGGUCUGUUCAUAAUUGAGUCUCUCCUUGAGCUACCUUUUCAAAUACGUAGACAAUGUGAAGACAGUGACAGCGUCCUUUUCUAUAGGUGUUUAACCUGCUAUUACAAACUGUGAAAACAAAGAAUUUUAUACUUUACUAAUGUUUGUGGGUUUUAAACAGUUCCUUUCGUUCUGAUCAGUUCUUUCCCCUCUAAUUUCUACUAAAGCUGUAAAUACAUUUAGAAAUUAUAUUUGUAAAUACAGCACACGAAGACAAGUUCAUUUUUUGGUUAGCGGAAAGCCUCCUAAUUGGCUCUGCUUUGGCAGUUUUGGUUUCGUGUGUGUGUGUGUGUGUGUGUGUGUGUGUGUGUGCGCGCGCGCGCGCGUGUGUGUAUGGUUGGUUUUGUUGUGUGUGUGUUUGUGUGGUUUUUUUUUUUUUUUUUAAUACAGCAGAAAGGAUACUGUCGGUUCACUGUUAAGCAGAAUAUACUGUAGAACUAAAUUGAAAAUUUUUCAAUCUUCCAGAGCAUGAGUAGAUGUCUUUUCUCAUGACAGCAGUUAUAACCAAGUCUUUGUUUUUCCCUUAGCCCAGACCAUAGGCCUGCAUAUGUUCGUGUGCGGUUUUGUUUUUACUUUUAUUUUGACGGCCUAGACUCUAGGAAGAAUUUGCAGGAACACAAAACAAGGGCUGGGGGUGGGGGUGGGGGUGGGAAUCAUCUCUGUGAAUGAGCUUUACUUUCAAGAAAUCAAUGUAUUUUAUUUUAACAACUUUUUCUAUUAGUUACUGUGAUUUUUGUUGUUGUCUUUGUUAUUGUUAAAUUCUGUAAUGGUUUCCUGUGAAGCCUCCACUGAAAGGGACUCAAAUAUGCAACACCUAAACUAUUUUCCAAGGGCACAUGCCCCUUGAAUGGUGCUUCUAGACUGGUCAGGGUUAUUUAUUAAAUUUUAUAUAUGAAAGUAUUGGGGAAUUAUGUAAAUUCUUUAUAUGGAACUAUCUAGUUCAUAAAUCAUAGAUUUCAUAUUACUCAGUGCAACUGAACUGAACGUUCAGAAGAGUCAUUCACAUUGUUCCAAAUUUGUAAUGGUUGUCACACGCCACACACGUCUUCUUCAGUAAGUGCCAGAGCGUUCCCACUGUUUCUGCCCAGUGCCCGACUUCUCUGCCCGGAAGAGGACCUUGUUUCCCCCGGUUCCCCUCUGGGGCUGGCACAGACAGGGCUACCCUAGUUCUGGCUCCAGCCCUGGAGUAAGCCUUGCAGCAGAUUCAGUAACCAGACCUCUUGCUGCCCCUCGGUGACGAGUAUGCUGUGAAUUCAACCUUUGGACUUGCCGCCCAAGCCCUUGGUUGCUGCCCUGACUAUAGUAAGAGGUAAACUUACCUGGUUCCUUUGAGAAUGACCAUUUUCCUAAUGUGAAAACCAUCUCUCUCACCACUUUUAUUAGUAGGGCUAACAUUUUUUUCCGUUAUAAAUGGUUGAGCAAUUUGAAUGACUUAACACAGUGUCAUUAUCUUGCAAUAUAAACUGGUAACCUCACAAGUCCACACUUCAUCGCCAUAUGAAGUAAAUGAAGCUAGCUAAGCGGAUGCUGUAUCAACUAGUAACUUGCCAUUAAGGAUUAUUUUAUAGCAUGAAUUUAAGACUAUUUAUUCAAAUGAUAUUUUACUCUUGUAUUCAUUUCGUUUUAGAUUUGUGACAUGAAUAUUUCAGUGCUGCUUAAUUUUGUUCUGAAUUCUCGUUUCUUGCUUGUAAAUGGCUUUUUUAUGGUAUCAAGUCAAUGGAAAUUGCUGUUUGUAAAUAAAAAUGCUGCUAGAGCAAA
Molecule: messenger RNA, 6998 nt
Organism: Leopardus geoffroyi (Geoffroy's cat)
Lineage: Eukaryota; Metazoa; Chordata; Mammalia; Carnivora; Felidae
Gene: ZBTB34
Product: zinc finger and BTB domain containing 34
Exons: 2
Coding region: 330-1889 (519 amino acids)
Biological process (GO): regulation of transcription by RNA polymerase II
Molecular function (GO): protein binding; RNA polymerase II cis-regulatory region sequence-specific DNA binding; DNA-binding transcription factor activity, RNA polymerase II-specific
Source: RefSeq, a predicted model, not a curated record